This is a messenger RNA of Cuscuta epithymum, 4064 nucleotides long. Lineage: Eukaryota; Viridiplantae; Streptophyta; Magnoliopsida; Solanales; Convolvulaceae. The record is from the annotation of a GenBank genome assembly.
GUAAAAUGCGUAACUCCUAGUCCGUAUUAUCGAACUUUUACUUUUACUACUCCGUCCGUUUUACUCUCCGUUCAUUCACGAAAACUCAGCCGAUUAUAAGAAAUGUUCCGAUCGACGUCAUCACACCCGCCAUACGAAAAAUAUGACGUCAGAAAGCGCGAUCCGGACCCCAAAUCGGCCGUCUUGUUAGUGGUUGACAUGCAAAACUACUUCCACUCGAUGGCGAAGCCUAUCCUGCCGGAGAUCAAGGCCACAAUCGAUCUCUGCCGCGGCGCGUCAGUGCCUGUGAUCUUCACGCGACACCGUCACCAGUCCCAGGAGGACUACGGCAUGCUUUACGAGUGGUGGGACGGCAACCUUAUCAUGGACGGCACUGUUGAGGCCGAGCUCAUCCCCGAUUUGGGCAGGGUGGAUUCUGACUUGGUGGUUGAAAAGUGCACUUACAGCGCCUUCAGAGGUACAAACUUAGAGGACACUCUGGCUGAGAUGGGGGCAAAAGAGGUAAUUGUGACUGGCGUAAUGACCAACUUGUGCUGUGAGACCACUGCAAGAGAGGCUUUUGUGAGGGGUUUCAGGGUUUUCUUCUCCACAGAUGCUACUGCUACGUCCUCGGCAGAACUGCAUCAUGCAACCUUAAUGAACAUGUCAUAUGGUUUUGCAUAUUUAGUUGACUGCAAAAGUCUUCAUGAUGCAUUUUCAAAAUCUUGAUUCUCACCAUUGUUGUAAAAUAUUGCAUUUAAAUGCCCUCUGCAUGUAUGCAAAUGCAGAAUAAAUAUACCCAUCUGAGUGUGGAAAAUAAUCAUGUGGCUCUAUAGUUAUGUUCACUGUUCGAUAAUACUCCCUCUGUUCCAUAAAAUUCUUCCCGGUUUGACUUGGAUCGGAGUUUAAGAAAGUGAGAAUAAGUGGAAAUGUAAGGUUGUGUUUGAGUAAGAAAAAGAUAAAUGAAUGUUAGCCACACAAAACUUUCCAAAAAAAGAAAUGAGAAGAUGCAUUGGGACAUCCCAAAAAGGUAGGUGGGAAGAAUUUUAUGGGACGGAGGGAGUAAUAGAGAGCGUGUUCUACAACUUGAGAUGCAAGUUUACAGUAGGAUCUGUGUUAUGUGCAUGCUUGGGAUCUCCUUUCAGAUCUGGUGGGAAGAACGAGAAAGGGGAAGAAUGAAAAGAGAUUAUUUAGAGUCCAUGCUUAAAGUGGAAAAAAUUGAUGUCCGACUUUUCAACGCAAGAAUUAAUUCGUCAAUAGUAGUUUAUUAAUCUAUAAUACUGUUAGGAAUCUGCCUAUUUAGUAUUUUAAUAAGGUAUUUGAAAGGAGAAAUAAAAUGGGCUGAGGUCAAUUAAGUGGGCUGGGGUCAUUUAAUGAGUAUGUUUAUCUAUUUUAGUCCCUGCGUGGACCUACUACUAUAAAUAGUAAGUUGUGUAGCUACUAAAAGGUAGACUGUUAUUUGGAUAUUGAGUGUUGCCUUGUUGCCUAAGAAGUCCCUGUCCCUGUCUGUCCCUGUCCCUUGUUACCUACGGUUUACCCUAUUUCAUCAAUAAACAAUAUUUCCCCCUGAGUUUAUCAGAUCUGUGUGUUCUUCCAUUACUUUGGACUGGAUUGUUACCAUGUCCUAACAUUGGUAUCAGAGCAUCACCGCUCCUGGAGAUCAGAAUUGAAGUGCGACUACUGCAGAGUUUUCGUUUCAGGCUUAAGACCAGAUCUAAAAUGGAAAAUCGCUUUGAUGCGUGGCAACAGGAGAUGAGGGCAAUGAUGACAAACUUCGCGAUGAAGGAACAGAUUCAAAGCAACAUUGAAGCAUCUAUAGCAGCAGCGAUGGAGGAACAAAUUCAGUCCAGGAGAAGUUCGACGCGAUCUUAUCGUUCCAGUUCGCUGAAGCCGUCGCAGUUAACAAACACAGCUUGCCAAGCUAAUAGUGUGGCGAAAGCAAGAUGGGCUGCUAUAGUGCUAUAUGUAGUGACCCAAUUGGGAUUUGCCAAACUCCUGAUCAGUAAUGGAGUUGGAAUAGAGUCCACAUGGAUUUGAUUCCCUACUAAUUGGCAUUGAACCAUACCCCUUUCCAAAUGGACUAUGAAACUCGCCCCCUCUGUUUCACACCAAUGCCUAUUUUCAUUCCUAGAAACUUGCCAAACACACACCUUAUUAAUUCUUUAAAGAUAAUAAAGGCAAUGAGUUGAAUGUUAUAUAUAUUUAAGGAGAUCUACCCUUGAUCUUUAGGCAAAUGAUCUUUUCUCUUACAAACCCAGUGGCACACAAAUUGAGAUGAGUUGUGCAGUGCCACUGUGCUAGUGAGAUAAACUAUACAUGCAUAGAAACAUUGGAAUAUACGGAGUAUGUGUCACUAAGAAAAAUUACAUUAACACGUUGUUGGUCAAACAAUGAGUUGUUGAUCAUUUUUAAUCCAAAUGAACUUGGAAAUUCGUGUUGUGAAGCAAUCACAUUAACACGACAAUGCAUAAGGAAGCUUUGAUUGUUGCUUUGCACCUUGUGUCUAAAGUUCUAUGUUCGAAAGCUGUGGGUUGACAUUGCAAAAGUGUGGACUUUGUCGACCCACUUAUACCAUGUUUCUUUGCUUUAAUCAUGCGAAGAGACGCGCCAUCAAUAAUCAACAUAAUAGUGAUAAUGCAUGCUUCAAAUGUUGGUCUGUAUAUUCUUUUUUAUUUGCUACCUAAUUUUUACGUAAAUAAGUUUGUUGCAGAUUGGAAUCUGUAGUUAACCCCAAGUGGCCAAGUCCCUUUUGUGUGUGUAGAUUCAGGCUUUUAUCCUGUCAUGGCAGUGAUUUUUCGGAUAACAUGUUGAGGAACAGAAGGGUACAAUCUCAGAGCCUCUGACAGAGCAGCCUGAAGAUAAUCCAUUUUCUUAAUAUCCUCUGGCUCGAAGAUCGGUGUUUUCCCAUACCCUUUUUUGGUAAUAUGGUUUUUCCCCCUUGAGUUCAAAAUCUGGCAGAUUUCUGCAACGAUUCUUUCCUCCACCUCUGGUGUUUGAUUCAGGAGCCAGAAAAACCAGCUCAAUGCUACAGAUGAAGUGUCUCUACCAGCCAAUAUGAAGUUCACACAAAUAUCACGCAAAUAUUUAUCUGAAAACAGCCUGCCCUUUUCAUCCUUGAGUCCCAUAAAUACUGUUAGUAGAUCUGAUCUGUGUUUGGUGGCACCUUCUGACAAUGCCAGAGACAGCUCCUCCUUCCUCUUCCUGAUCACUUCAUCUGCAAAGUGGUCUACCUUUUCCAGUGAUACUUUCAGUCCCCCUUCUGCCCCAAAGCCGAGAUACCUCAUGGCCUUCCAUAUAAAUGUGGGGAAGACAAAACGCAUUAUGGUUGCCUCUGUUGCAUCCUCGAAAGCUUGGGCAAAGGGAAUAUCUGGCAAACCGGGCCGCAAACACCCCGGGUCAACUCCAAAAGCUAUCAUGCAGACAUUGUCAAAUGUGAGCCGUAGGAGAAUGUCCUGCAGAUCAAGGGCAGCAGAUUGGUUGAGUGACUCCUCCAGCACAGGUAAGAGCCUCUGGUGGACAAGCUCCAGCAGAGAAUCAGUUGUGAGGUUUCGGAAUUUGGCAGAAUGGAACUCAAGUCUUGCUGUCUUUCUCUGCUUCUGCCAACUCUCAUUAUCUGCAGUGAAUAUGCCGUCGCCUAGAAGAUCUUGUACCGUGUUCCGAAAAAAUUCUCCUUUCGGGAAGUUUGAGAAUCUUUCCUUCAGUAGAUACUCCAGGUUCUUUGGGUCACAAGUCACCACACAGUUGAGAUUAGUGAACCAUGGACCUCUGAAGGUAAAGGUGCCAUUCAUGCGGCAGAGAACUCCUGAAAGCCACUCGUAUAGGUCUUUCCGAACGCCAAGGACUAGAGCAGGCAACAUUCCAACAAUUGGCCAACAUGCCAACCCAUGUUUCUUCUCCUGCCUCAGAGCAUGUAUGGUCAGGAAAACCAUGAGAGCAAGGAUCAAUUCCACCGCCUGAAUCUCCGGCAAGAGAAGAAAGCCCCGUGAAGGUAAGUUGCCUGCAGCGUCAUACGCAGAAGAGUUGGAGAAUGUGGUCAUUUUUGUAAGAUUGUUAUUGGUUGUGUAGUUGUGCUCAUAAUGCUGUGG